AUGGUCACCUAUGGUCAGUUUGUUCUGAAAAUUGAAGGUAAGUGCAAUGUUUACGCGGACGUCGCGGAGCUCGUGAAGAAGGAUAUCAUUCUGUAUGAAGCACUUAAUUAUGCUUAUGUCCGGAAGUUGUUGUCCUUUAUGGACCCGUUUGUUUUGGAUGCUGCCUUUCAAGAUGACAAAUGUUCCGCAGUUUCUUCGUUACUCGUACUCUAUACCGGGGGCACAAUUGGCAUGCGUCCUGUAAACGGCACUUACGAUUGUGUACCAAAUCUGUUUGUACAGACGCUUAAAAACAUGCCCACUUUCAGCGAUCAAGAGUACGAAAAGGUGAAAGAAAGACCUUAUCAGAAGACGUCUGAUCAGGUUUUUCCUGAUUCCACAGGACUGCAGAACGAACGUUUUCCCGUGCACCUACAACCCUCCCAGUUCACUACCUUCGCACUACCACUCACGAAAGACCAUCGGAGAAUUUUCUACUCCGUUGCCGAGUACAGUCCUUUGGUUGAUUCAUCCGAUAUGACGCAGGACGACUGGGUUCGAAUCGCACGAGACAUCGGAGCGUACUACGAUUUUUUUGAUGGCUUCGUCAUCUUACAUGGAACUGAUACUUUGGCGUACACUGCAGCGGCGCUUAGCUUCAUGUUUGAGAACCUCGGCAAACCUGUUAUUCUUACUGGGUCUCAGCUACCCAUUUUCGAAUUUCGUAGCGAUGGAUGGGGUAAUUUCUUGGGGGCUCUGUUGAUUGCUGGUGGUAGUCAACCGAUUCCGGAAGUCACUGUGUUCUUCCAUGACAAUCUCUUUCGUGGUUCGCGAGUUGUCAAGUGUUCUAGCGAUCAAUUCCACGCCUUCGCCUCACCUAACUUCCCUGCCCUUGCUGUAUGUGGAACGGAAAUAACUUUUUUUCCGGAGCUGGUAUUUCGACCACCGGCCAUCGACCGCCCGUUUUCUGUUCAUACCGGCCUUUGUCGAGACGUAGCUAUAUUGAACAUGUUCCCCUCUGUUUCAACAGAACAUGUGGCAGCUUUCCUGGCUCCACCUACAAAAGGCGUUGUACUGCGUACAUAUGGAGCUGGUAAUGUGCCCGCAUCACGAAAAGAUUUGCUGGAACUUUUUCGGUCGGCAAGUGAGCGGGGAGUCUUGAUAAUCAACGUUACACAGUGUUAUCGUGGUGGAGUGAAAGCCGUUUAUUCUACGGGUGCGGUUCUGAACGAAUGCGGUGUCAUUCCAGGUUAUGAUAUCACAACAGAGGCCGCGCUAACGAAGUUGACCUAUGUGUUGGGGAAGGUGGAGUCUUCAGAUGUGGCAACUCAACGUUCGAUGCUUUCACGUAGCCUACGUGGUGAAGUGACUAUAGGAAGCAGCGCUCGACUGACGGAAUCAAAACUGUCCUUGUCGGAUCCAUCGAUGCUGGAACGCAAGGCGAUAUCAUAUCUGGCACAUGUGUUUACGGAAGCACAGCAUCGUGAUAUGGACACAAAGACAGCAAUUUGGGCACGACGUCUUAUUACAUCGUUCGCAUGCGAGGCAGCCGCUUCCAAUGAUAUUGCAAUGUUGGAAGAUAUAAAUGAGGCUCUUGGGCACCUUCAGCUGUCAGAUACGGAAGGUUGUUCAACGCUACACAAGGCAGCACGACACGGACACAUUCAAGCCGUGAGAUUUCUUCUACGACAUGGGGUUUCCGUGUACACAAAGGAUCUCUGGGGCCUGACACCACUUGACCACGCCAUUCAGUCGCCACGUGCUUCUUUUGAAUUGGUUAUGUUACUAUUGCACGCUGGGGCUCGUUUAGCCUUGUCGGAUUUUCACGUUCCGCGGGCGGUGAAUGCGGCUGCUGGGGCAGGUGAUAUCAAACGUCUUCGUCUUUAUCGAUUAGCAGGAUGUACGUUGGAAGAGUGGGAUUCUGAGGGACGCAGCGCUAUUCAUGUGGCUGUGGCUAAUCGGCAUUUGGAAACAGUACGGUUUCUCGUAUCACCAUGUACCCUCGAUCUGAAUCAUCCUCGAGAUCUGCCUGAAAACAGUCUAGACGUCCAUAAGUAUUUAAUUUCAGGUGCAGGAGUUCAUCCGUCUACUCGAACAAGCUGGCAAACGACAGCGCUGGACGAGGCCAGGCUACGUGGCUUUACUGAAAUCUGUGAACUGCUGGAGAGCACACUACCCUUGAGUUGAUGUUUGCCGUUUUAUUCCAGAGUGCUUAACUUUUUCCACAUUCUUCUCUCUAAUUGCUUGAUUUUCUCGCCCGCUACUAUAUUUCAGAUGUCGCCAGGUUCUUUAUAUUUUUCGAAUCUAAACUGAUUUUUAAAGCUUUCUAGUUUCGUUUUUCAUCGGUUGAACACAGAAGGAACGAUAUCUUCAUACGGCAAAAUCUGCGUUAAGCUUAAAUCUGUGGAACAAAGGAGCGCCACUUUUCCAGAGUAUUAUUUUUUCUGUCUAACGCGUGACAUUUCAAUCCCUGUUCUCCGAUCCAUAUCAGAUACAGGGUUGCAUUUGGUCUUAACAACAGUUGAACCUCGCUGUUAUUCUGAAAUACCAUUUAUAGCUAUC
Messenger RNA from Opisthorchis viverrini, 2541 nucleotides. RefSeq lists its product as hypothetical. The record is from RefSeq and is a predicted model, not a curated record. The transcript has 9 exons. Bases 1 to 2166 code for a protein of 721 amino acids. Lineage: Eukaryota; Metazoa; Platyhelminthes; Trematoda; Opisthorchiida; Opisthorchiidae. Gene Ontology annotation, molecular function: protein binding; asparaginase activity.